GCUGGCGGAGCUAUGACGAGCACGCGAACUAGAGAGGCCGGCUGGGGUCGAACCCUCGGGCGUGCAAGGCCCUCUCCCAUAGGAACGUGGGCGCUCGGCUGCCCUGAUUUGCUCAGACACAGGAAAUGAAUUCAAGCGGCUUUCAUCACGAUAACGCACCCCGCCACGAGCUCAGGAAUAUUCAGCAGCCUGCUUCGGGCUCGCGGCUCCGCUCCAGCCCCGCCCUGCCUAGCGGACUGCGCUUGCGCUGCUGGCGCGCGGCGCUGUCGUCAUACGUGCGCGCCGCCGCUGCCGCUCGCCGAGAGAGAAGGGAGGCUGUGAUGGCGAGUUCGGCUGCCUCCUCGGUGCGACCGCCGAGGCCCAAGAAAGAACCACAAGCGCUCGUCAUCCCCAAAAAUGCGGCAGAAGAGCAGAAGCUCAAGCUGGAGCGGCUCAUGAAGAACCCGGACAAAGCAGUUCCAAUUCCAGAAAAAAUGAGCGAAUGGGCACCUCGGCCUCCCCCAGAAUUUGUUCGAGAUGUAAUGGGUUCAAGCGCUGGGGCUGGCAGUGGAGAGUUCCACGUCUACAGGCAUCUGCGCCGGAGAGAGUACCAGCGACAGGACUACAUGGAUGCGAUGGCCGAGAAGCAAAAAUUGGAUGCAGAGUUUCAGAAGAGAUUGGAGAGGAAUAAAACUGCUGCAGAGGAGCAGACAGCAAAACGGCGGAAAAAGCGCCAGAAGUUGAAAGAGAAGAAAUUAUUGGCAAAGAAGAUGAAACUUGAACAGAAGAAACAAAAAGAAGGAUCCAGUCAGUCCCAGGAGCAGCCAUCCAGUAGCUCUGAGGAAGCAUCUGGAACAGAGGAGGAGGAGCAGCCCAGCUUCAUCACGGGGCGAUGACAGUGUUUGCUCUAGUGGGCUGUCUGGAGCCUGGCCCAUUCUGUGACCAGGGCCUCAGAAGACCCUCCACACAACCCGAGGGAAAAGGAGGCUCUGUUUCAACUCAUUUCCCCUCCCAGCGCUUUGCUGGAGGGAAGCAAGUGGGAACCCAUCUUGACCGUUGACGACCCCACCUGUGGGCAGGCCUCCAUGCCUGUGGGACAGAGAGGACCGGCUCCUGGACCCCUGGGGCACCACCGAGCAGAGUUCAUUCAGGUUCCCACUGAUAGUGAACACGUAUUACCUUCUGCCCCUGGUGUUUGGACAGUGAUGAGUUUGGACUGGUUUCUGUGAAAGAAAUGUUUAUUUAGUAAAGAACAGAAACACUUUAGGUUUUGUUCAGACCUGUGUUAUGUUGUUCCAAAGCUGUAGGGAAGGCUGGGAAGCAAUGUGACAGGAGUGGGCCUGUUUCCAGGCUUGCUGAAGGAAAUGGCCCUGGCUCUGGGCCAGCCCGCACUGCAUGGUGCAGGAACCCCACUUCCUCCCGCUGAGGGGCAGACUGUACCCCAUGAUACAUGCUGCCACCCAGCAGCUCCCAGUCCCCAAGUGUGAAUUGAGAAGCCCCCAGCAUGUGCAUAGGGAGAUGUGGGGCUCAGCCAGGAAGCCGAGUCAUAGGAAGGGCAACUUGGGGUGUGAAGAAAGCUUUCAGAAAAAUAAGCAGAGAAUCCCAGCUCUUCUGGACCAGAGCAGAGUGUGGGGAGUCCUGGCCCAACCCGAAGGGAGGGAGUGAAUUGGCCAAAAGUCGCAUUUUCGACCUGCAGUAGGGGGAUCUGAACCAGGUGCGAGGUGAGCCGGGGCAGUCUCUCUGGCCAGCGGGAGGGACAGAGAUGGUUUGAAUUGGAGCCUUUGCUCACUUUGGGGGCUAUUUAUCUCCAGUUCCAAGUGUCUAGUGCAUUUUGUGCCUUUUAUGGAGUUUGAUAGAAUUAAGGAAAUAGUGGUUUUGAGCGAAGGGAAACUAAGAAACAUUUUACUUUUUUCUCAUUUUUGCAGUAUGGAUUUUCCUGGUCCCCACCCUGGGCCAGGCGACAUCUGUGAUCACUUGUGUCUUUUAAACAAUUCAAGCCACCGGAAUUUUUCUUUCCCAGGAAACUGAAAUGGAAAAUUCAUCCCUAAUAAAUUAGCACACCCGUGGCUGUA
Zalophus californianus (California sea lion) is the source of this 2051-nucleotide messenger RNA. RefSeq names its product PRKR interacting protein 1 (gene PRKRIP1). Gene Ontology annotation, molecular function: protein kinase binding; double-stranded RNA binding; protein kinase inhibitor activity. Gene Ontology annotation, cellular component: nucleolus. Lineage: Eukaryota; Metazoa; Chordata; Mammalia; Carnivora; Otariidae. The record is from RefSeq and is a predicted model, not a curated record. The transcript is spliced from 6 exons. The coding region runs from base 126 to 875 and encodes 249 amino acids. Gene Ontology annotation, biological process: negative regulation of protein kinase activity.